AGACACAUUAACAAGUCGACCAUCCGACGUGGUAACAACCAACCACUGGUUACUUGCCACGUGUUCCCCGCCAUGCCUUUAAAACUUUUCGCACCCGGGCUGUCUCCCCUCCUCUGCCUCUCUAGUCUCUCCUCCCCGAAUUACCCAGAAAUAGUUUACAUAGCUAAACCAACCUAAAACCUCUCUCUCUCUCGUAACGAUGCCUUUUUGCACGACUGGGACACAACCAGGCGGUGCAGACGCAGAGCUCAACGACAAUGGAGUCAAAAUCUUUUACAGAACCUACGGUCAGGGACCCACAAAGAUCCUCCUCAUAAUAGGAUUGGCAGGGACCCACGAUUCAUGGGGUCCACAGAUCAAGGGGCUAGUGGGAACCGAUACGCCCAAUGACGAUGAAACGAGAACCGGCGAUUGGAAUUCAGAUGACAAUGAGAGUGGCAGUGGUAUCCAGAUAUGUGCGUUUGACAACCGUGGAAUGGGUCGGAGCUCCGUACCCACCAAAAAAUCUGAAUACACAACAAAGAUUAUGGCGAAGGAUGCAAUUGCGAUGUUGGAUCAUUUGGGGUGGGAAAGUGCCCAUGUUUUUGGACAUUCAAUGGGAGCUAUGAUAGCUUGCAAGUUAGCAGCAAUGGUGCCCGAAAGAGUGCUGUCAUUGGCUUUACUUAAUGUAACAGGUGGAGGCUUUGAAUGUUUUCCGAAGCUCGAUCGACAAACAUUAUCAAUUGCAAUCCGUUUCUUACGGGCCAAAACUCCCGAGCAACGAGCAGCUGUUGACUUGGACACCCACUACUCAAAGCGGGAAUAUCUUGAGGAGUAUGUUGGGCCAAACACAAGAAAAACAAUUUUAUAUCAAGAAUAUGUAAGAUGUAUAUCAGCAACUGGAAUGCAGUCUAACAAUGGUUUUGAGGGUCAAGUCAAUGCUUGCUGGACACAUAAAAUGACACGAUUGGAAAUUGAACGGAUCCAUUCUGCUGGAUUUCUUGUUUCAGUCAUUCAUGGCAGGCAUGAUAUAAUUGCUCAACUAUAUUAUGCGCGGAGACUUGCAGAGAAGCUACAGCCUGUUGCUAGAAUGAUAGAACUUCAUGGAGGUCAUCUAGUGAGCCACGAGAGGACCGAAGAGGUCAAUCAAGCACUUCUUGAACUGAUAAAGGCAUCAGAAGUGAAGAUCAAUCCUCACGAAUGGACUAAUUUGCCAAAGAAAACUUCUGGGUGGAUAGGAACAAGGAUGGCGUUAAUCAGAGUAAACAUGGAGGGGGGAAGCAAUGUCUCUUUCCCGUUUUACUUGCUAUCACAGCUGCAUAUUUUUCUCUUAUACCUCUUUGGUCUCUUUUUUAUGGUAUUCGAGUAUGGAAGAAGGGCUCUAAAAGGUUUUAAAACAGUUAGAGUUGGACCUUCUUUGGCAUUACCUAAUGGUGAAUGAUCCCUUAUUUCUUACUGGGUUUUAUUGAUUUGUCACCCUUCCUCAUUACCAUACCUACCAAGUAAAACAGGUUAUGGAUAGCACGAUUCUGGAAAUAACAUUUGUAACAAGAUGCAAGGACUCUGUACUCGGGAAUCUACAUUUUCAAAGCAGUUGGAGGCACAAAAAAUGUUGGGAAAUUGGGACCCCAAAAUUUAGGCAGAUCCCUCUCCCCAUGUCUUCAAUUCAUUCUUCUUGCAAACGAUUAUGCUAACAAAUCCCUCUGUAUCUACAACAUAUUUUUUGAGUGAAAUUUAAAAGCGAGAAGAUUAAUCACUCUCUUUGUUUCGAAUCCUUCUGCUUCUUGACAUACAAAAUAGAUUACAGUUUUUAGAAUCUUUACAGCAGAACUGCAACUGAUGGAACUUAAAACAAGUAACCUACAUAUUAAACUGUGCUUAUCGAGGACAACAGAGAAAUUUAUAAAAAUAAAAAAAUAGAAGUGAUUUGGUUCAGUAUUUUGUUUUUAUAGGCAUGUUUGCGACAAAUAUAUACAAAAGAGCCAACAGAGUUCUGUAUGAAGAGUAGCAAAAACAUGGUAAAGCCAGAUAUCAAGCACUUCCAGAUACUAUUUGAUUCAGGCGAUCUAAUCACGACCUAUAAGUUAUGGUGGAUCAAACCAAUGAUUCAGAAUUUUGUGCGACAAUAAACUUUUGUUUCGAAGAAAACAGUUGUGGAAAGGCCAACCCAAGACAAGAAAAAUUCAACAAAUUCCCAUACACAAAGAUAGUAAUAUCACAACAAAAAUCACGAGAGAGAGAGAGAGAAAACUUGCCUGGCAAUUCUUUCUGAAAGAUGAAGGAACAUCAAUUCCAUUGAAGCUGCUAGUGUGUUGUCUGCUGAGAAAAAGCAGCAAAAGUCUAAAGAAAGGUUGAUAGAGAGAGAGAGAAUCUAUUGGUGGCGGUGAGAAUCUAUUGUCGAUGUGAAAUAUAC
Molecule: messenger RNA, 2392 nt
Organism: Juglans regia (Persian walnut)
Lineage: Eukaryota; Viridiplantae; Streptophyta; Magnoliopsida; Fagales; Juglandaceae
Product: putative aminoacrylate hydrolase RutD
Exons: 12
Coding region: 200-1420 (406 amino acids)
Molecular function (GO): catalytic activity
Source: RefSeq, a predicted model, not a curated record